GUCCCGCCUUUCACGCGCACCGUCGUCCUCGGCGUUCUCGCGACGACCCUGCCCGUCAUCCUCCAGCUCGUGUCGCCGUACAGCGUCGCCUUUGUCCCGCACCGGGUCGCGCAGAACUGGGAGCUGCAGCGCCUCGUCCUGCCCUUCCUGUUUGGCGGCGGCGGCAUCCAGCUCGUGUUCAGCUUGAUCAUGCUGUACCGCAGCCUCAAGGAGCUCGAGGAGGGCCACUUUGCCAUGCGCCUCGCCGACAUGACCUGGGCGUUUAUCCUCAUCUGCGCCGGCAUCAUUGGCCUCAACACGCCGCUGGAGAACCCGUGGCUGUACAGCGCGUUCCAGCUCGCUGUCGUGCACCUGUGGGCCCAGGUCAACUCGAUGAACCAGGUCAACCUGUACGGCAUCCUGACGCUCCCGGCGCCCUACUUUCCCUUUGCCAUGCUCGGCAUGGACCUCCUCCAAGGGGGGCCGGGCGCCGUCUUGCGCUCCUUCACGGGCAUGGUCGCCGCGCACGCGUACUACUUUAUCGCCGUCGUGCGUCCC
Molecule: messenger RNA, 537 nt
Organism: Rhodotorula graminis WP1
Lineage: Eukaryota; Fungi; Basidiomycota; Microbotryomycetes; Sporidiobolales; Sporidiobolaceae
Exons: 4
Biological process (GO): endoplasmic reticulum unfolded protein response
Cellular component (GO): Hrd1p ubiquitin ligase ERAD-L complex; endoplasmic reticulum membrane
Molecular function (GO): ubiquitin-specific protease binding; misfolded protein binding
Source: RefSeq, a predicted model, not a curated record